This is a messenger RNA of Periconia digitata, 556 nucleotides long. NCBI's taxonomy places the organism in Eukaryota, Fungi, Ascomycota, Dothideomycetes, Pleosporales, Periconiaceae. The record is from the annotation of a GenBank genome assembly.
CCAGAACUUCAUGUCAAGGUUCAACAUGCCGAACGCGAGAAGCAGCGAUCCUAUCCUUGGAUUGGUGAAUCAGGCUCUCAGCGGCGCAAGUGCCUUGUACGCGGGCAAUAAAGAUGCACAGGCUUCCGAGCUGAGUCGCGGCACGAACAUUAUCCCCGAUAAUAUCCGAAACAACGAUGAUAGACUCCACUACGUCUCCUCGCAGCGAGAAAGGCUUCAGACUUUGCUCCAAGCGUUCGACCGCGAGGCAGACAACGUGAGGGCGGCUAGAGAGGGCGGAAGCAGGUAUUACGAGGGCGGAGGUCUCUCAAAGAGCCGCAGUGAAGCCGAGUUUGAUAGCAUCGAGCAUGAUGAGGUGCUGCGGGAUCGUCCACCUUACCCUAUGACCCCCCCAGCCUUGGACAGGAGAUCUAGCAGCAGCUGGAUGCCGUGGAACUGGCAACGCGGAGCCCCUCCCGAAGGCGGACAGCCUCUCCCUCCCCAGGAUGAUCCUCUUGCUUAUGGGAGAGAUAGCACCCGCGCACGCUCUUCUGGGUUUGAUCUCGGAGAUCGUUAA